GAUCCCUGUUCGUUCAGCCACGUCACCAGCCACAGUUGGAGCUUCCUUGGAAGUGUUCUAGGUGACAUGUCCACGAAGUCGGAGCUUCGCGGCAGCAAUAUCACGCUCUUGUGAGACCCGAAACCAACUGAUCACUAUUAACGGGCCCAUUUGAACAUACCAGACUACUCGAGCGACAACUCAAACCAGUGCGGUAGUUUGCAAGUUUGCCUGUACCUCACUUGAGGUCGUCGGGCCAGGCUGGCAUCUCGGAAACGACAGUUUAGAGAGUUUUGGUCUAAGAGGAGGACGCCAGCAGAGGCAACACGCGAUGACAGCUUCCGAAUCUGCAGCUGUAGGCCAGGCGCUGGUCGAUUUCGCCUUGUACGGAGGCUUCCCUGAGGAUGAGCUAUCGUCUCGACAUGUUCGCAAAGAAGACUUCGGCCCAGCAUUGGAAGCUCUCGCAGUUGCCAAGUCUAAACUGGAGUCUGAAGUCCGUACCAUCAACGAAGAGACCGCCCCCGACGUACAAUCAUGGGUCGCAAAUGCGAAGACGCUUGAGGACGACAUCAACCGAUCGCGAAGCUUGGCCCACGAGAUAGUGCGACGGUCAGAGGCCCCCGAAGCUUCUGGACAGACGAUAAGGGAAGCAGAAGACACGGUUGAUUUUCUCAAUCGCGAAGCCAAUUAUAACCAGCAAGUCCUUGGUGCAUUGACUAGUAUCAGGCACGUCAAUGAGUUGUUGGACCAGGUGGAGCAAGCGAGAGACGAUCGGAGGAUACUGGAAUCCCUACACCUUUUGGAGAAAUCAUGGACUGCGCUCGACCAAAUACCUGCCACCAAGUCUCGCCGCAUCAUGAGGUUGCUAGACAUGCGGGCUUUCGAGUUGAAGUCGGCAGUACAUGACGUUUUCGAUCACGUUUGGAGCUCUCUGGUGCGGGUGGAUAUUGAGAAGGGCGAACUGGCGAUCCACGAAACCCGUGAAGAGGAGCAAAUGAGUUUGUCCGAAGCUGUAAUUGGCCUGCAAGCAUACAAGGAGGUUGACCAAAGAAUGGCGCUUCUAUGGCACAGUGUAGACGCAGCCAUUGUUGGGCCACGGACGAACCCCGAAAAUAAGACCUUGCCAGCCAUAAAAACCGAAAAUCAUACUUUGAGUAUUGCUGGUCAGGCAGAUCGAAGCCUUCCUUCCCUGUUCUCGGAUCUUGAACAAGUCAUGGGUUACUUCUCUAAACGAUUACCAGAAGAGCUUGUUCGUUCACUGUCCAAUGUGAUGAUGCCCGACCUUGUACCGAGAAUCAUCAAUCUUUGGCUUGAUCCCGUGAUUCCCGUUUCCCUGAAGGACAUGGAAGAGUUUCAGGAAGUGAUUAGUGUCGUGAAAACGUUUUGCAAUGCGUUGAGAAAACUGGAUUAUUCUGGGUUUGAUGAGUUGCAGGAUUGGGUGGAUGGUGCACCGCGAGUAUGGCUGGCGAAAUAUAGAGAGACGGCACUCGACUCGAUCCGCUCCCAGCUCGCUCAAGGGCUAGGAGGUGCGAAGCAAGUCGAACGCGUUGAAACGCAACAAGUAUCUCGAUCAGAAGGAAAGGAAUUGGUAUCCAACGGAGCAGCCCUUGCAGGCGAUGACGACGAUUGGGGUACCGCAUGGGGUAACGACGAGCAACCCGACGAAGACCCAUCUGGGAGUCCUGCCCGGGGUAACACGGAAGAGGAUGGGGCUGAUGCUUGGGGGUGGGGUGAGGAAGACGUUAUGGAAGAAAAUCCCAAGGAAUCUACAGAAGCCCUAAUGAUUGAACCAGCUGAAGACGACGAUGCUGCAGCUGCUUGGGGUUGGGGCGACGAUGAUGUGACAGACGAUGUUCAUCCAGAAGCGACGUCCGCAAAACCGACGACCUCGUCUCACAAGCCACAAACCCGAGAGAUGACAUUGAAGGAGACAUAUAACAUCUCUUCAAUGCCCGACCCCGUCCUCAAACGUGUCUCAGCCAUCCUUGAAGACGGGGCGUCAUUAGUUGGGUCCGAGAGACACCCAGUAGCGGCGGCGGCGGCAGGCCUCUUUUCUUUGCCUACCCUGAUACUAGCCAUGUUUCGUGCCGUCUCGCCCUACUACUACGCCCUCGACCCCGGCGGCAGUGGCAAUAUGUUCCUCUACAACGACGCGACCUACCUCUCUGAGCGCCUUUCCGACCUCGCUACAGACUGGAAGUCCCGUCCGGACCUCGCUCCACGGGCAGUGAACAUGCUUCGUCUCGACAAUGACAUCAAAACGCUGCAAUCCUUCGCUGCCCGUGCCUAUGCGACCGAGAUGACUACCCAGCGUACCGUUUUACGUGACCUUCUCGGCGGCACCCAGAACAUGUUGCAGCAAGACUUCUCCGACAUGACCGCUGUGGAAGCGCAGGUCGAUUCAGCGACAACCCACGUGAGGUCUUUGGCAAACAUUUGGUCCCAGAUACUCUCGAGAUCCGCAUGGUGCCAAGCCGUUGGCGGACUGGCUGAUACCGUCGCCUCGAAACUAGUCUCCGAUGUCAUGGACAUGGCCGGCAUCGGGCAAGAUGAGGCAUAUACGAUCGCAUCUCUCAUAUCCACCAUUACCUCGUUAGACAACUUAUUCCUACCGCCCGGCGCAGAAAACACCGAGGAUGCGAUCCUGACCACGGCCAAGUACGCGGCUAAUUGGCUUCGACUCAAGCUCCUGUCCGAGGUGCUGCAGAGCAAUCUUAACGAGGUCAAGUAUCUGUGGUGCGAAGGAGAUUUAAGUUUACACUACACUGUUGAAGAGGUGGUGGAUUUAAUUGGAUUGAGCUUUGUGGAUAACGCGCGGACGAGGGAGGUGGUUGGGACGAUUAGGGGGAUGCCGAGGCCGAGGGAAUAAGGGGUUGAUGGAUGUGCAACUCGGGGUCGGGAUGGGUCAAAGAAGCUAUGCACACUAUUUGUGGGCUCGGCGAGAACUGGUGUAUAUAAUAAGCAACAUAACUUUUUACUUGAUUCGCUGUGUCUUCAGAGUUCUACAUUGGAUUGUUAGGUGAGGGCGCUUUAGCAAUAGCUUGUUAGCUCCAUCUCGACAGCUUCGCAGGCUCUCUGCUCACAGCCAAUGCAAAACGAAUCUGUCUUCUCG
Messenger RNA from Pseudomassariella vexata, 3091 nucleotides. RefSeq lists its product as uncharacterized. Gene Ontology annotation, biological process: mitotic spindle assembly checkpoint signaling; endoplasmic reticulum to Golgi vesicle-mediated transport. The record is from RefSeq and is a predicted model, not a curated record. Gene Ontology annotation, cellular component: RZZ complex. The transcript has 6 exons. The coding region runs from base 311 to 2848 and encodes 845 amino acids. NCBI's taxonomy places the organism in Eukaryota, Fungi, Ascomycota, Sordariomycetes, Amphisphaeriales, Pseudomassariaceae.